AUGGCAAAUGUUUGCCCUCAUGAACCUUUAAAAUUGUAUAUUGCAGCAUCCAUGAAUACGAUUGGGUGUAUGUUGGCUCAAGAUGAUGAAAAUGGACAUGAACGAGCCAUCUAUUACCUUAGUCGAGUAUUGACUGAUAUCGAGACAAGAUAUUCACCCAUCGAAAAAUUGUGCUUGUCCUUGUACUAUGCUUGUACAAAGUUAAAGUGCUAUAUGGUAGCCAAACUUGUGAAAGUUAUUGCACAAACUAAUUUAGUUAAAUAUAUGUUGACAUAUCCAAUGUUGAGAGGUCGAUUAGGUAAAUGGAUGUUGGCUUUAACAGAAUUUGAUCUGCAAUAUAUCCCAGCAAAAGCUAUGAAAGGUCAGGGGGCAAAUAUAGUUGAUGUCCACGUCGACUAUUGGAAGUUGUAUUUUGAUGGUUCGAAACAUAAAGAUGGUACUGGAGUAGGGAUUUUAAUUAUUUCACUAGAGGGAAUUCCAUCAGAAUUUUUGUUUGAGUUAAAGUACCCUUGUUCGAAUAAUGUGGCUGAAUAUGAGGCUUUAAUACUGAGUUUCGAAAUCUUGGUUGAAAAAGGGGCUACAGAAGUUCAAAUCCUUGGGGAUUCUCAGUUAGUUUUGAAACAGUUAUCGAAAGAAUUCAAAUGUAACAAUAAAAAGUUGCAAAAGUAUUUAGCAAUGGCAUGGGAAUUGUUGACUUCUUUUCAAAAAGUUUCAUUAGUCCAUAUUCCGAGAAUUCAAAAUAAAAUUACCAAUGAGUUAGCUCAAAUUGCUUCGAGAUAUAAGAUAUUCCCAGGAACACUAAGAAAGCUGGCAAAAAUUUGCCAAAUUUUGGUGCUUGUUGAUGAAAGAGAAGCUUUAUGCUUAGAUGAAUGGAAAGAUGACGAUUGGAGAAAACCCAUUGCUGAUUAUUUAAAUAAUCCCAGUGUUCGAGUUAAUAGGAAAAUAAAUUUGAAAGCAAUGAAUUUUGUGUUGAUGGCUGAUGAAUUAUAUAAGAAAGGAAUCGAUGGAACCCUUUCGAGAUGUUUAAGUCAAGCCGAUAAAGAUAUUGCUUUAGGAGAAGUCCAUAGAGGUAUAUGUGGUGCUCAUCAGGUUAGGAUAAAAAUGAAAUGGUUUUUACGUCAAAAUCAUGUUUAUUGGCCUUCUACGAUUAAAGAUUGUAUCGGUUAUGCAAAGGCGUGUCAAGAGUGUCAACGCCAUGGAGUGGUACAACAAAUCCCAACAUCUGAGUUGCAUUCGAUUAUUAAGCCUUGGCCAUUUCGAGGUUGGGCUUUAGAUCUAAUUGGGUUGAUACAUCCCCCUUCGUCAAAAAAUCAUAAAUUUAUCUUAGUGGCAAUAGAUUAUUUUACAAAGUGGGUUGAAGCUAUUUCUCUAAUAGAAACUGGGCAGAAUGAAGUGAUAGACUUUAUCGAGGAGUAUAUAAUUCAUCGAUUUGGAAUUCUUCAUACCUUAAGUAUUGAUCAAGGAACUAUGUUUACUGUUUUGCCAUUAAAGAUUAAUCUCAAUACCUUGAGAAUUUUGAGGCAGGAUGAUUUGCCAGUUGAUGAUUACUGGAAUGCAAUGUAUGAUGAGUUAAAUGAUUUAGACUCAGAGCGUGUUUUAGCACUUGAAAAUAUGAUUCGACAAAAAGAAAGUGUUGCUCGAAAUUAUAACCGUCAAAUAAAAGAGAAAUUUUUCAGUAUAGGAGAGUUGAUUUUGAAAGUUAUAUUGCCAAUAGAAAAGAAGUCGAGAUUUCUUGGCAAGUGGUCCCAUACUUGGGAAUGA
This is a messenger RNA of Arachis ipaensis, 1761 nucleotides long. RefSeq lists its product as uncharacterized. The record is from RefSeq and is a predicted model, not a curated record. Gene Ontology annotation, molecular function: nucleic acid binding; RNA-DNA hybrid ribonuclease activity. Gene Ontology annotation, biological process: DNA integration. Lineage: Eukaryota; Viridiplantae; Streptophyta; Magnoliopsida; Fabales; Fabaceae.